AUGUAUAUUCUCCGAAAAGCGCAUUUUUCAAAAGCGGCCGAGGCUGAUUUGCGUUUACCCCGACAGCGCGGGCGGCCGCGGGCUUGGGCGCUCAUCCCGCCGCACGUACACGGCUCGUUCCCCCGCACCGGCACGGCGUCUCGGCCCCGACAGAUUCAGCACAGGCGAGUUCCGAAGCCCUUCCCCAGGGCACGCAGCAAUUCACGCCAGACUACGGCGUCGGUCCCGUCUCCGCCACUUCUCCCUUCGGGACCGAACCUUUCCCCGGCGCCAGGCUGCAGCGCUCUGCUGAGGCGCGGCGAGGGGGGAAACACCUCUGCACUACGACCCCUCACUCUCAGGCGGAAGCCGCCGCUUUCUGCCACGGAGCGGGACCGUCCCUUCCAGGGUCUCCUCGGCCGCGGGCGCCGGGGGCGGCGGGGGCGCCCCGCGGGCCGCAAGGGGUUAAGAGACGGCGCGCCCCGGCGCGCGCCCGACUCGGAUUCCGCGCUCAGCGAGGACCCCGAGGGCGAGCGGCGCUCCGAGGAGGAGGGCGCCGGUGGCAGCGCCCGCCUCGCAGAAGCCACGGGCGGGGGGCGGCCGGCGGAGGAGGAGGCGCAGCCCCCGGAGGCGGCGGAGCGGGACACCACCGGCCUCAGCGACAGCGAGAUGUCGGCCGCCGUCUCAGAUCGCAGCCCUCCGGAGGAAGAGGACGGAGCGGGCAAGUGCGGGAAUCUGCUGCCGGGGGAGGAGGAGGCGGCGGCCGCUCCGAAACCGCGGAAGAAGCGCUCUCGCGCAGCCUUCUCCCACGCGCAGGUCUUCGAGCUGGAGCGGCGCUUCAACCACCAGCGCUACUUGUCGGGGCCCGAGCGGGCCGACCUGGCCGCCUCGCUGAAGCUCACCGAGACGCAGGUGAAGAUCUGGUUUCAGAACCGGCGCUACAAGACCAAGCGGCGGCAGAUGGCCGCCGACCUCCUGGCCGCCGCCCCCGCCGCCAAGAAGGUGGCCGUCAAGGUGCUGGUGCGCGACGACCAGAGACAGUACCACCCUGGCGAGGUGCUGCGGCCGCCCUCGCUGCUCUCUCUCCAGCCAUCCUACUACUACCCCUACUACUGCCUUCCCGGGUGGGCUCUGUCCACCUGCGCCGCAGCUGCCGGCACCCAGUGAGAGGCACACAUACACAGCCCCCCGGCCCCGGCACCCCCGCCAUACACACGGGCAGCCAGGAAACCCAUCUUCCCUCUGCCACCCCCCCAUCCGUCAAUCCAUCCGUUCAGCUUCUCAAGUCCAGAGCCCCAGCUGCAGCUCUCAGUGCCUCGGACAGUAUUUAUUAUUAUUUUAUUGUUAUUUUUAUUAUUAAUAUUUUUGGAUGGUUCCUCACCCUCUCCUCUUUCAACAUAGGACUUCUUGGCUACCCCCACCCUGACCCUCACCCUGUCCCCAUCCCGCCAGCCGAGGACUCUUGCAAUUCGGCACAACUCGUUCAUGGUAUCCAUGUUGUCAGUGUAUUUGGUGUAGACUUUUUGUUUGUUUGUUUUAUUUUGCUUCGGAUGGGUAGAGACUCGAUCUUGUGUGGAGAAAAAGAGAGAGAAAACAAAGGAGAGGAAAAAAAAGUACAACCUGUAAAACCAAAUGCAAGCCAAAAGAGGAGAUCAAGGACUCCCUCAGUGGAUUGUAAGGAAGAUUAUUUUUGUCGUCUGAGUCCUUGGUCUUCCAACUUGUUGCAAACUGAGUGUGCCUUGUAUGGUGCUGAAUGUAUGGAAGCCUCUUUCAGGUCCCCCUGCUCUUGUUGCUCAUGUUAUUCCUGUACUCCAUGAUCCCUGGGAAAGGAUAAAUAUGUCACAAAAGGGUGAGACUUAUAUCGAAACUCUGACUUCUUUUCCUUUUUUUCCUGAGAUCUUUCCGUGUUCGGGGAGGGAGGAGUUAUGGAUUUUUCGCACUUUCCAGAUGUAUUAAAGUUGUUGUUGUUAUUUUUAUAUUCAAUGUGAAUAUUUCUAGUCAGGCUUUUUAAGAAAUCGAUGUAACAGGAAACUUUAAUACCAUCAGUGCCUUUUACAAUUCUUCUGCAGAGCUCUCCUCCAGGGGUGGGGGUUUCUGAUCUGCUCAGCAAUGUAAUUACAGUCUCUUUCUUCCAAGGUAACUCGUUGCUUUUUUUUUCCCUUCUUUUUUUUUCCCCCUCCAUUUCCCUUUUAAUGGCACUGUGCACUCAACUAGAUUAUUUACUUCAAAUGAAUUGUGAAUGUUUGU
Messenger RNA from Passer montanus (Eurasian tree sparrow), 2226 nucleotides. It is a transcript of the gene NKX3-2, whose product is annotated as NK3 homeobox 2. The record is from RefSeq and is a predicted model, not a curated record. The transcript is spliced from 3 exons. NCBI's taxonomy places the organism in Eukaryota, Metazoa, Chordata, Aves, Passeriformes, Passeridae. Bases 1 to 1146 code for a protein of 381 amino acids. Gene Ontology annotation, molecular function: RNA polymerase II cis-regulatory region sequence-specific DNA binding; DNA-binding transcription factor activity, RNA polymerase II-specific. Gene Ontology annotation, biological process: regulation of transcription by RNA polymerase II; cell differentiation. Gene Ontology annotation, cellular component: nucleus.